CUCGCCAUCGGUUCGUAUAUGGUCACCCGCAUCACCGUGGUAGAUCGACCGUGGUGUGUGCUCACACGACUUUCGAGAUGCACGAUUCCAACUGAUACGGGGGUGGUGUUUCUCCUUCCUGUCUCUGCAAAAGAAACACCGCCGCAGUCGCACAUUUACGCGCGCGGCGAGUAAUGAGGUUGUCUCGCUGGUGUUAGUGGUGUCAGGAGUAUGGCUAUAUUUAGCGUAUGACGGCUGGCAGUUUCGGAGCACUUCGGAACGACUUGAUAUAGUUCGCUCGACGCGGCGUCGCCUACUGUCUGUGUUUACUCGGCCUCGACGUUACAUGAUAACGGCGUGAUAAUGGAGGAUAUAUUCCAGUGGUGUCGUGAGGGCAAUGCUAUGCAGGUCCGCGUCUGGCUGGACGACACCGAACAUGACAUGAAUCAAGGAGAUGAUCAUGGAUUCAGUCCACUUCACUGGUGCUGCAAAGAAGGCCACUUAAAAUUAGCAGAGUUGCUGGUUAGCAGAGGAGCACGUGUUAACGCCACCAACAGAGGGGAUGAUACACCAUUGCAUCUAGCCUCAGCACAUGGACAUAAAGACAUAGUGCAAUUGUUGCUUAGAAAUCGUGCCGACGUGAACGUUACAAACGAACAUGGAAACACUGCCUUACAUUAUGCUUGUUUCUGGGGGGAUCAAGCCAUUGCAGAGGAAUUGGUUGCGGCAGGUGCUCUCGUCUCGAUCGCCAACAAGGACGGCGACACUCCACUCGAUAAAGCCAGAGGUGUUUUGGCCAAGAGAUUACACGAUUUGGCAGUAGAAUAUGGACAGGAUUUGAAGAAGAUACAGUUUAAGGAUCAAAGCUGGUUAGGAUUGAAAACCAGGAGUCGAGAUGCGACUCUCUCGAGGUACAAAGGGAUCAGUAUGGCAGACUUGUCCCUUCAUAUGCACCUCGCGAGCACACCGAGCGGCGAAACGUGGAGAGGCCGAUGGCAGAACAACGAUGUCGUUGUCAAGAUACUGAACGUCCGCGAAUGCACUGCACGCAUCUCGAGGGAUUUCAAUGAAGAGUUUCCGAAGCUGAGAAUCUUCUCGCAUCCGAACGUUCUGCCAGUCCUUGGCUGCGUGAAUCAACCUCCGCAGUUAGCGACCGUUUCUCAGUACAUGGGACGAGGCAGCUUACAUCGACUUCUGCAUGGCGGGACAGGUGUCGUUGUGGAUACAGCACGCGCUCUUCGACUAGCCCUCGACGUCGCCAGAGCUAUGGCAUUCCUUCAUAGUUUGGAUCGGCAGAACAGAUGCAGGUUUCACCUCAACAGUAAGCAUAUAAUGAUCGACGAAGAUCUAACAGCUCGUGUGAAUAUGGCGGAUUCGAAGUUUUCUUUCCAAGAGAUCGGGCGAAUUUAUGAGCCGGCGUGGAUGUCGCCGGAAGCUUUGAGCAAGCGUCCGGCGGACAUCAAUCACGAGGCUAGCGAUAUGUGGAGCUUCGCCGUUCUUCUGUGGGAACUGUCAACCAGAGAAGUACCAUUUGCGGACCUAUCGCCCAUGGAAUGUGGUAUGAAGAUCGCCUUGGAAGAUUUACGCGUAAGCAUUCCGCCGGGCAUUUCUCCGCAUCUCGCAAAGCUCAUUCGAAUUUGCAUGAACGAGGAUCCGGGCAAGCGACCGUCCUUUGAUAUGGUUGUGCCGAUCCUCGACAAAAUGAAGCGCUGAAAUAUAUUCGAUAAAAAAAGUAACACAGAAGAUACAGUAAAAUACAUCCAGAUAUAAUAGUGCCUAAAGAAUCUCUAUAUUUAUUCAACUGCCUGAAAAAUUGUUAUUAACAACGAUAUUUUUGUAUAACUAUGUUCCACAAAACAAAUACUGCCUUUAAAAACCCUAAACUCUAAACUAAGUUCUAAAUGGACUAAUUUUUAACUAUUUAUAUUUAAUACAAACUCGUAAAUGUUUUAUAAAAACACGUUUAUAUUUGUAGUUUAUAAAAGUUUUUAAAUGCGUAGCUCAAAUUUUGUCCAUUUUGCCAUAUUUAACCAAAUACCGAGAUUUUUUAAUAUAAAAAGGAUAGAGUAGUGAUACUGUUUACACAUGUUAGAGAGCAUAUUUUUUAUAAAAUGUUUGAUGACACAUUUUCUGCCUGUAUGUCACUAGAUAAUAUAUGUUGUGAAUAUUAUAUAUAUUAAUUAAAAUAUCAAGAUGAUUAAUAAAACUAAAUGUAUAGAAUUAUAAUAUUGGAUUCGUUUAGAUUGGAACGAGUAUCUCUUUAAUAAAUAUAUUUAAAUAAUAAUAUCUUGCAUGCAUCUUUUAUGUAAGAACGAUUUAUAUAGAAUGUAGAGACAUGAAGUUUUAUCAAAUAUAUAAAAAUAUAUUCACUGUUA
Monomorium pharaonis (pharaoh ant) is the source of this 2354-nucleotide messenger RNA. It is a transcript of the gene Ilk, whose product is annotated as integrin-linked protein kinase homolog pat-4. Gene Ontology annotation, biological process: integrin-mediated signaling pathway; substrate adhesion-dependent cell spreading; protein phosphorylation. The record is from RefSeq and is a predicted model, not a curated record. Bases 343 to 1692 code for a protein of 449 amino acids. Gene Ontology annotation, molecular function: ATP binding; protein binding; protein kinase activity. NCBI's taxonomy places the organism in Eukaryota, Metazoa, Arthropoda, Insecta, Hymenoptera, Formicidae. Gene Ontology annotation, cellular component: focal adhesion; stress fiber. The transcript is spliced from 7 exons.